Molecule: messenger RNA, 1275 nt
Organism: Purpureocillium lilacinum
Lineage: Eukaryota; Fungi; Ascomycota; Sordariomycetes; Hypocreales; Ophiocordycipitaceae
Biological process (GO): unsaturated fatty acid biosynthetic process
Molecular function (GO): oxidoreductase activity
Source: RefSeq, a predicted model, not a curated record
AUGUCUCAGACCGUGGUGGAGAGCGCCAGCUACGUCCCGGACACCUACCAUCAGGAGGAGGUACCGGCAGGAUGCGUGGAAGGGCAUAUUGGAGUCGACCAGCUUCGGAAAGCCAUACCGAAGCAUUGCUUCCAGCCGUCGCUCAUUCGAUCGCUGGCCUACGUCGUCCAAGAUGUCGCCCUCCUGGCCGCUCCGCUUGCGGCCACUCUGUAUCUCGAAAGGCAGAUUGACCAUCCGACAUACAAGUUCCUCCUCUGUGCCGUUCUCUAUCCGUUCGUGGUUGGAAUCCCCGGCAUGGGCCUCUGGGUCCUCGGACAUGAGGCCGGCCACGGCGCGUUUUGCAGCAACCGCAUCCUGGGCGACGCCAUCGGCUUCCUCAUCCACUCGUUCCUCAUGUCGCCGUUCUUCAGCUGGCGGUCCACCCACUCACGGCAUCACAUCUACACCAACCAUCUGGCCAAGGACCACAUCUACGUGCCGCCGAAAAAGGACGACUACAAGGAGAUGAUCAAGGGCAAGGUGUCGGUGGAGGAGAUUACAGAGGACGCACCGAUCGUCCUUGUCCUGCGACUCAUCGUUCAGCAGGUCUGCGGAUGGCCCACGUAUUUGUUCACACACAUUAGCUCUGGGGACAAGGCCGCGCUGAGGCCUUCUACCUGGUGGUGGAGCAACAGCCACUUUGAUCCGUGGGGCACGCUGUUCCGAGCCGAUGAGUUCUGGUCGGUCGUCGCCUCGGACGUGGGCCUGCUCGGCAUGUGCUUCCUCCUGUACAAGCUGGCCGGCAUGUACGGCUGGUGGACGGUGACGUGGGCAUACAUCCUGCCUCUGAUGUGGGUGAACCACUACAUCGUCAUCAUCACCUAUCUCCACCAUACGCAUCCGGACCUGCCCAAGUUCGCCGAGGGCUCCUGGACCUACCUCCGCGGCGCCCUCAGCACCGUCGACCGCGACCCGGGCUUCGUGCUCCGGCACCUCAUGCACCACAUCGUCGACUUGCACGUCGUCCACCACCUGUUUCCAAAGAUCCCUCACUACCACGCCCAGGAGGCCACCGAUGCCAUCCGCCCGCUGCUGGGCAAGUACUACCACCAGGACAACGGCCCCUGGUACGGUGCGCUCUACGAGAACUUUAGGGAUUGCCGGUGGGUUGAGACUGACGCCAAUGUGCCGGCGAUGGAACGGAUACCCAAGGGUCGGGCUGCACAAGCCAAUGGCAACAGUGAGGCCACGGAGGGCAUUUAUUGGUACCGACCGGGCAACUCGAAGCGGCGGUGA